Messenger RNA from Nezara viridula (southern green stink bug), 1128 nucleotides. The record is from the annotation of a GenBank genome assembly. NCBI's taxonomy places the organism in Eukaryota, Metazoa, Arthropoda, Insecta, Hemiptera, Pentatomidae.
AUCUCAUUUUGUUAUCAGUAAUGAUAACUCAUUACAAUAAAAACAAUCAUUGGGGCUUGAUAUUUAUCUAGUCAUCAUGAUGUCAGCAUUCAAAUUACUUAAUUAUUCAGGUCAAGCUUUAGCGACUAGAGCCAUGUCUAGUGGAAUAACGAGACUUCAGGAUAAGGUGGCUAUUGUGACAGCAUCCACUGAUGGGAUCGGAUUUGCUAUUGCAAAGAGGCUGGCAGAAGAAGGAGCAAAUGUAGUCAUAAGUAGUAGGAAGGAGAAAAAUGUACAGAAGGCAUUAAGUGAGCUGCAUAGUGCAGGACUUAAAAAGACAUUUGGAAUUCCAUGUCAUGUGGCAAAAAAAGAAGACAGAGAAUCUCUUUUUAAAUUGGUUGAGGAUAAAUUUGGCCAUCUUGACAUCCUUGUCUCUAAUGCAGCUGUAAAUCCUGCUGUUGGAGACGUAUUCGAUUGCCCUGAAGAAGUGUGGGAUAAAAUUUUUGAAAUUAACGUUAAAUGUGCUUUUAUGCUGUCUAAAGAAGCCAUUCCCUUAAUGAAAAAAGCUGGUAGUGGUUCAAUUGUCUACAUAUCUUCAAUAGCAGGAUUUCAUCCAAUAUCACUACUUGGAGCAUAUUCAGUGAGCAAGACAGCCCUGCUUGGGCUGACUAAAGCAGGAGCUGCAGACCUAGCUAAAGAGAACAUUCGAGUUAAUUGUAUUGCUCCCGGAAUUAUCCAGACUAAAUUUUCCUCAGCUUUGACAGAUACAGAGGAUAUCAAAGAAACCAUAUUGCAGAGCAUUCCAUUGAGGAGGUUAGGGAAGCCGAGUGAGAUCACUGGUGCAGUUGCAUUUCUAUGUUCUGAUGAUGCCUCUUACUUAACUGGGGAGACUAUAAUUAUUACUGGAGGUUCUCCAUCUAGGCUUUAAUAUUUUAAAACUAAUGGUAAAAAGGAGAUUAGAUUUUUAAAAAAUGUGAUAAGAAUAAUACAAUAAUUGUUAAUUUUUUUUUAUGAGGAGUUGAUCGGGGGUGCAGUCAAAUAUAUACUAAAUUAUAGAAAUAUUAUUAUAUAAUUUUUUUUAUAUUCAACAACAUAAUGGAGGUCUUUGUAAAUAUUUUUUUAAUAAAUUAUGGAAGAGGUAUAUUAGAA